Messenger RNA from Penicillium lagena, 489 nucleotides. RefSeq lists its product as uncharacterized. Lineage: Eukaryota; Fungi; Ascomycota; Eurotiomycetes; Eurotiales; Aspergillaceae. The record is from RefSeq and is a predicted model, not a curated record. The transcript is spliced from 2 exons. Bases 1 to 489 code for a protein of 162 amino acids.
AUGGACCUCCUCCAAGAAUUCGCCGCCGCAAGCGGGCACGCCAAAUCCCACAAUCCCGGCGACAGCUCCCUCUUCGACUCGGCGCUAGGCUUCCUCCAGGAAAACCAGCACAAGUUCUCGGGUUCCGACUCCGACAUCAACGAGGAGCACGCCAUGCGCGCCCACCAGCAGAUGUACAACGAGAGCGCUGAGGGCCGCACCCACAACUCCAGCGACGUUGGUGCCGGCGCCGCCAUGCAGGCGCUGAAGAUGUUUAGCUCUGGUGAGGGGGGCGGGGACAAGAAUCAGUUUGUUGGUAUGGCGAUGGCCCAGGCGAGCAAGUUGUGGGAUCAGAAGGCUGACGCCGGGGGGAACAUGAACGGCGACAAGCAGUCUGCUAUCAACACCGCCGCCGAGAUGGCUCUGAAGAUGUACAUGAAGGGUGGCGGUGGUCUGGGUGGUACUGGUGGCCCCGGAGGUCUGAUGAGUCUGGCGAGCAAGUUCAUGUAG